Molecule: messenger RNA, 1009 nt
Organism: Kogia breviceps (pygmy sperm whale)
Lineage: Eukaryota; Metazoa; Chordata; Mammalia; Artiodactyla; Physeteridae
Source: RefSeq, a predicted model, not a curated record
AUGCUGGCCCUAAAAAAGGCCCUGACACUGGCCCUAACGAAUGCUGACGCCAUCCCUAAUACCCUCAAGUUAUCUCUAACAGAGGCCCUGAAGCUGGCCCUAACUAAUGUCCUGACGCUGGCCUUAACUGAGGCCCCGAGGCUUUUCCUAAGUAAGGACUUGACGAUAUAUCUACUUGAAACCCUGACACUGGAAGCCCAGGGCAAGAAGAUUUUUGCUCAGAAGUGUGCCCAGUGCCAUACUGUGGAAAAGGGAGGCAAGCACAAGACUGGGCCAAAUCUCCACGGUCGGUUUGGGCGAAAGACAGGUCAGGCUGUCAGAUUCUCUUACACAGAUGCCAACAAGAACAAAGGCAUCACCUGGGGAGAGGAGACGCUGAUAGAGUAUUUGGAGAAUGCCAAGUACAUCCCUGGAACAAAAAUGAUCUUCGCUGGCAUUAAGAAGAAGGUAGAAAGGGCAGACUUGAUAGCUUAUCUCAAAAAAGCUACUAAUGAGUAGUAGUUGGCCACUGCCUUAUUUAUUAUGAAGCAAAUGUCUCAUGACUUUUUAUGUGUACCAUACUUAAAUUGAUUUCAUACACUAGAAUUCAGAUCAUGAAUGGCUGAUGUAAUAUUUCUGUCCUGAUUUAAAUAAGAGUGGCUUGUGGCUAAAUGAAUAUGGUCAACUUUUUGAAUUUUGAUAGUAAUUCUGGUUCAACAAGUACUAUCACUGUUUUCCCCUUCUAAACAGAUGAUUAAACUUGAAUAAGGAAUGUUAAACUUUUCAGGGAUAUUGUGACUGCCUUCUCAAACCCUAUAGGAGAUUGGUUUUAUAUUUAGAUUUCUGUAACUGGUUAUAUUAAUAUAUUUAAAUAUUGAGAAGCUCCCUUCACUGUCUCUUAGAUCAGCAAGAUUCACCUGUGUUUCAAGUUGUGUUCAUUCACCUGUUAAGGCAAGGGCUGAAGAUACACUGACAAUGUCCACUUUAUAUUUUUGGUCUUAACUAUGCCAACUUAAUUAGAAUUCUCCAA